GAUAAUAUUAACAUUUGGAUUAUGUUAAUACCUAUUGAGUAUUGGCCAGUGCAUAGCAGCUUAUGUAAAUUUUUAAAAUUGUUAAUAUUAGGUACCAUAACAUUUCUGUAUACUUAGCGAAAUCAUCAUAGAAUUACGAUAACACGAUUAUAACAUAAUAAGUUAUAUUUUUACAGCUUAGGCUACCAGUUUAAAUUGAUGAGUAAUGGAUAUAAAUGCAGUUAUAAUCGAGUGAAAUUUUCAGCAUAACUUCAUGUAAAGUAUAACAUCAAUGUGGUUUUCGUCUACAUUAUGUCGUGACGUGAUAUGUUUACACCAAAAGGUAAAUUUAAUUAAGAAAUACACAUUUACAAAAGUAAAUUCAACUUUAAUUUUAAGAUCAAUCAUUCAGCAAUCCUAUCCAUUAAAAAUGUCAAAUACGUGUAGUAUUGUAUUGUUAUAUUUAAUCACUUGCAUUUUGACAUGCACGGCAUCUGAUACGCCUAAAGUACGUGUCAACUCAGGAAUAAUUUCUGGUGGAUAUGAAUAUAGCUAUAAUGGUAGAAAAAUUUAUUCAUUCUUAGGCAUACCGUACGCAAGUCCUCCAAUUCAAAACUAUCGAUUUAAAGAACCACAGCCCGUAAAGCCUUGGUUAGGAAUAUGGAACGCUACCAUUCCGGGAAGUGCUUGUUUAGGACCGGAUUAUGAAUCCAAUUUCAAAAUUGUUGGUCAGGAAGAUUGUUUAUACCUUAAUGUUUAUACGCCAAAGUUACCACAAUCUACCACACCCGACGAUUUAAUGGAUGUAGUGGUGUACAUACACGGCGGUGCGUUCAUGGGUGGCCAGGGCAUUUCUUAUGGUCCACAAUAUCUUUUGGAUAACAAUGACUUCGUUUAUGUAUCGAUAAAUUACCGUUUGGGUGUAUUAGGAUUUGCCACUACUGGUGAUAAUAUUUUGCCUGCAAAUAACGGCAUGAAAGAUCAAGUAGCAGCAUUGAAGUGGAUACAACAAAAUAUCGUUGUGUUUGGUGGUAAUCCAAACAAUGUCACAAUUACCGGCAUGUCAGCUGGUGCUAGUUCUGUUCACUACCAUAUGAUUUCACCUAUGUCAAAUGGUUUAUUUAACCGAGCAAUUCUUCAAAGCGGAAGUGCUUUUUGUCAUUGGUCGUAUACUGAAAACGUAGAACAAAAAACAAAGUAUAUUGCGAACAUGCUGGGAUGUCCAACAAAUAAUUCGGUGGAUAUCGUUGAAUGCCUUCGUUCUAGACCAGGAUUGGCCAUUGCUAAAUCAUUUAUAGAAUUUAUGCCAUGGUUAUACAAUCCUUUUUCACCAUUUGGUCCAACCGUUGAAUUAAUCGGAGACGAAAAAUUCUUACCCGAUAUCCCAGAAAAACUCACACCAUAUGAUAUUCCAGUGUUAAUGAGUGUUACCAAAGAUGAGGGUCUUAUUAUUGCUAUAUAUAUUACCCAUGAAGAUCAUAUUAAUAAACUAAACAAUAAUUGGAAUGAAUAUUUACCACAUCUUCUUGAUUAUAACUACACAAUUCCAAACGAAAAACUAAGGAACAAAGUUUCUCAAGAUAUAAAAAAGUUUUACUUUGGUGAUCAAACAUUAUCAAAAGAAACCAUAAGCAAUCUUGUAGAAAUGAUUUCAGAUAGAAUGUUUGGAUAUGCUAUAAGUAAAGCUGCUCAGCAUAUUUCUGCUAAAAAUACGGCACCUGUAUAUUUUCAUGAAUUUGGAUACAGUGGUAAUUAUUCUAUCAUAGCUAAAUUAGAUCCGAAAUCA
Messenger RNA from Melanaphis sacchari, 1765 nucleotides. Its product is annotated as esterase E4-like. The record is from RefSeq and is a predicted model, not a curated record. NCBI's taxonomy places the organism in Eukaryota, Metazoa, Arthropoda, Insecta, Hemiptera, Aphididae.